Colias croceus (clouded yellow) is the source of this 2859-nucleotide messenger RNA. RefSeq names its product neuropeptides capa receptor (gene NGR-A27). Gene Ontology annotation, cellular component: plasma membrane. The record is from RefSeq and is a predicted model, not a curated record. The transcript has 8 exons. Gene Ontology annotation, biological process: neuropeptide signaling pathway. Lineage: Eukaryota; Metazoa; Arthropoda; Insecta; Lepidoptera; Pieridae. Gene Ontology annotation, molecular function: neuromedin U receptor activity. Bases 428 to 1729 code for a protein of 433 amino acids.
CCGCUGUGCGAAAAGCACGUGCACACAGUUCCCAUACAACCGCCGUAUGAAACUCUACGACGAGUUAGAAAUAAAGUUCGACUUUUCCAAACAUAUUUAAGUGUAAAUUUAUUGUCUUUUUUUAAUUCUUCAAUUUUAUUAAACUGCUUUGUAGUUUAUUCAAAAUUAAUAAUAAGAGUGAAAGCAAAAAUUAAUCAAAAUAAUCUCCGUAACAGUGACAAAGUUAAAAUGGAAUGACAAAAAUUUUACCGCGCCAUACCCGCUUGCCUUUGUACAAAAUGAAAUUAAAAAAGCAAAAUGACAUUUGACGGCAUUUUCUCAUUUUUUUGAAUUAGGAAAUGGAACUGGCUUGUCUAUGACAGGCAGUUCAGAAAUGGAAUAUCUUUGAUCGAAUUUUAAAAUCGUUUGUUGUUCCAAAAAAAAAAAAAUGGAGCAAUUUUUGCGCGUAAAUGAGACGGCGGAGGAUUUUUACGCGCGUUGCACGAAUUUGAGCGCGUUCGAUUGCAGUGAGGAAGAAAUGUUAUGGUGCAUGAUGGGUCCUAGGCGGUUGCCUUUAUCGAGGAUUGUGCCGAUUUCAAUAUUUCUUUUGUUGAUAUUUCUGACUGGCGUGAUCGGGAAUGUGGCCGUGUGCGUUGUGAUUGUGCGACACCCGGCAAUGCAUACGGACACUAAUUAUUACCUCUUCAGCCUGGCGCUUAGUGACUUAUUGCUGUUGUUAUUCGGUCUCCCCAACGACCUGUCAGUCUACUGGCACCAGUAUCCUUACAGCCUGGGCGUUGUUUUCUGCAAGCUACGGGCGUUAAUAUCAGAAGCGGCAUCAUACGUGUCUGUACUAACUAUAGUAGCGUUCACGCUCGAGCGCUACCUGGCUAUCUGCCACCCGCUACACAUCUACGCCGUAGCGGGCUUGCGGCGAGCACUACGGAUCGUGUUGGCUCUGUGGGCGCUCUCUUUACUCGCAGCUUCACCCUUCGCACACUACACUACCGUUAACUACCAUGAUUAUCCGCCAGCAUCAGGCAACGCGUCCCUGGAGUCAGCGUUCUGCGCGAUGUUGGAACUGCCAUCCUGGUACAUCUGCGAACUGAGCAGCUUCUUCUUCUUCAUCCUGCCUGGCCUGAUCAUCCUCUGCUUGUACGUGAGGAUGGGCUUGCGCAUUAGGUACGUGAUGGGAUCCACGCACACACACAACCCGGGCAGUCCGGGUACUCUUAAUGGAGUAAAUGGCAGUGUUCACGGAGAGGCGAGGCAAGCGCAGUCCAGGAAAAACAUCAUUAGGAUGCUGGCGGCAGUAGUGAUAGCGUUCUUCGUGUGCUGGGCCCCGUUCCACUUCCAACGCCUGUUCUUCAUCUACGGCAGCAGCGUGAGGUACUACCACACGAUCAACGAGUACCUGUUCCUGGCUGCGGGUGUGUUCUACUACGUGUCCGCUACUGUUAACCCGAUUCUGUAUAAUAUUAUGAGCCAUCGAUACCGCAUAGCAUUCAAAGAGACGCUGUGCUGCCGCCGCGCGCGGCGCCGCGCGAGCAGACUGCGGGACACUUCUAGUGUCAGAGAGACUAUGAUUAACCACAACUCAGAGGGCACGCAACUAGUCCGCGUCCGUUCCGCGAGCCACGACAGACGGUCUCGUACGGACCGAGGGAGAAGGAACAGCUACUACGGGACGGAACCAGACCGGUGGAAGCGGCACAAUGGAUGCAAACAUACGCACAGGUUUGGGGAUUGAUACUUGUAAAAAAAAGAAAAAAAAAUUUAGAGAUUGGUUUUAGAAUUUUUGCCAAAAUGAAAAAAAAAUUGUUUGGAGAGAUUGAUUUUUGAAUUUUUGGCGAAUUGUAAAAUAGCAUACCGUGCAUAGGUUUGGGGAUUGAUCUUGUAUGUUAUGAAAACAUGUAAGAAUGAGUAGAGAUUGAUUUCGUUAAAGAUAGAACAAAAAUAUAAUAUUUUGUACGUUGUAAUUAUACAUGUUUCAGUAUUCAAAAAAAUAAAAUUAAAAGUGGAAUAUUUUUUGUAGACUUUGCUGAAAUUGACUUUGUAAAGGAAGAGGUAAAAUUGCAAACUUUUUAAAAUAUUUUUGUUGUUUGUAUUACCUUUUCGAGAUUGUAGUCAUAUUUUCGUAUGUAAAUGUAAUUUAUUUACUUGUGUUAAGUAGAAUGUAAAUAAACAUAAAUAGUUGUAUAAUAUUUAUUAAAGUGAAUGUAAAUGAAAGAAACAUUUAUAAUUAUAAGUAUUAUAUUUUACGCUUUUAUUGUAAGUAAUGUAAUGUAAGUAAUGUAGUAAAUGUACUAAUGAAAUGUAGACAGCAAAAUAAAUUGUAGUCUCCUGAAAAAUGUAUAAAAAUAAAUGUAUUAAACGAUGUACCUAUGUAAAUGUAUGAUACACAGUAGUACCUAUAACUCCAAGACAUUUAUAUAUAAAAUGUAUUGCUUUAAAUGUUUCAAAGGAAAACGGAAAAUGCGAACAUAAAUUGGUCUAUUAAUUUCCGAAAUCGUCGGCUUAGAGCUGAUGGCGUAAUGUUCCCUUGUUUAAGAUAUUUGUGUCGUACUGAUUUAUUGUAUAAUUUGUCUCCUAAUGAUCUUAAUGUACCAGUUUAUAUGUAUAUUUGUAAAAAAGGGGUUUGUUUGUUUAAAGGUAUUAAAAUCAAACAAUUUGCUGUUAAUGUAUUUAGAACUAUUUUUAAUUAAAAUAUUUGUUUUCUCACUAUGCAAUUGGUAUAUUACAUCAAUAAAACAUAAUAUUUAGACCAGUAUUUUAUAUUAAAUGUAUUAUAAUAGGUUAGUAUUACAAUAGUAUGUUCUUAUUUAUGACAAAAUGAUUUAUUUAUAUGAAUAAGAUUGCUAGUCAAACAUUGUAUAAUUA